Molecule: messenger RNA, 2490 nt
Organism: Lodderomyces theae
Lineage: Eukaryota; Fungi; Ascomycota; Pichiomycetes; Serinales; Debaryomycetaceae
Exons: 1
Coding region: 1-2490 (829 amino acids)
Biological process (GO): cytoskeleton organization; small GTPase-mediated signal transduction
Cellular component (GO): division septum; plasma membrane; cytoplasm
Molecular function (GO): GTPase activator activity
Source: RefSeq, a predicted model, not a curated record
AUGUCAUUUGCCGAGAGUUUCUGGACUCAGGAUUAUAACCUGGGGUUUCAAAUCCUUUUUGAACAAUUGAACGAAGGGAUUCGCGAGAACGAUGACUUUAUAGACUUGUUCAGAAAAAGGAUGGAGCUGGAGAUGUUAUACGGGACAUCUCUCAAGUCGAUAUCAACAAAUGCAACCCCCACCAGCAAACGUCAAACCAAUGAUGAUUACGCGUCCACAAUCAAGAAUGUUUACUCUGAAUUGCACGAAAAUUUCAACAAACAGGGCCAGCAUCACUUGGAAAUAGCGGAGAAUAUCGAGACAAUGGUUCUUAAUCCCUUUGAGAAAUGGAGCAAGGAACACGAACAACGAGUUGGGUAUUCUACGUCCACGAUCAACGCCAAGUACAAGUCGUUAAAGUCAAAGCAAGCACAAGUGGAUAAGUUGCAGAAAAAGUAUUUCAACAAAUGUCGAAUUUUGGAAGAGUUCAAGAGCCAUUACUCAGAAGAGGAAUUGAAUGAAGAGAUUAGUGACUCUGAGUUUUACAGGAAACUUUCCGGAUCAAAAGUGGAAAAACCGGCCGACAAAGAUGGCGAUGGGGAGGAAGAUGCAGGCUAUGAGUUUACAUAUGCAAAUUUCACUACCAAGCAAAUGGAGACUCUUUUAAAGAAAAUGUUGAUUGGCAUACCUCGCAAAUCGCACAAGGUUCCAAUUUUUGGUACUUAUCAAGACGUAUCCACAGGAAGCUCCAUCACGCAAUGGGUUAUAGAAAAUGUCGCUGAGGUUGAAAAAAACCUCGACAAGGCUGAAAGCUUUGGCCAAGAUUUGAUAAAGUAUGACUUUAUUAGAACAGUUGGUUCAAUUGGUAAAUCAUUCAUCAAUUCCUCGCAAUUUUUCUAUCAAUGGAAACAAGAAGCUUUUGAUGUUGCUCAAAUAAUUCCAAAUAGCGACGAUAGCGGUGGCAGCACAGCUUUUUCUAAAGGCUUUGGUACAUUCAAUCUCGAUGACGUAAAAGAGGCAAUAGGUGUAAGUGGUGUUGACUAUACCGACAAAACUCAAUACCCCAAAUUGCUUAAUGAUGUCAAGUCUUUGGAUACUCAGUACUUUGAAAAAGUCAAAGAGCUCGAUGUGUUGAGAUGCGAAUUUGAAGAGCUCGUCAUGGACCAUUUAACGUUUAUGCAAAAAUGCGAGUUGGAUCGAAUGAAGGCUAUAAAAAAGGUCACGUUUGAUUUUAUUGCCAGCUUUGCAAACCGAGUCAAGCAAUUGCAAAUAGUCACUGAUGAGCUAGUGCUUUUAGAGGAAACCAUCAACCCUACCAGUGAUUUGAAAUUUUUGAUUGAGAAUUAUGCUACGGGGUAUUUCAAACCCCAUGUUACGUUGUACGAUAACUAUUAUGACUCGAAUCUUAGACAGACUUUUGGAGUUGAUUUGAAUGUAAAGUCUAGACUAGAUAAGAAAGUGGUUCCAAUUAUCGUGCAAAGCAUCUUGAGCCACUUGGACCAUACCUACCCCGAUUUGAAGGACGACAAAGAGAGGAUCAGUCUCUGGACUCAACCAGUUCAUUUAUCUAAUGUCCAUGAAUUGCGGUCACAGCUCAACGAAUUGUCUGACCCGCAUAAGAUUUCUGAGAUACUUCAACAAUCCAACCCGGUGGUCAUCACGAAUGUAUUGAAGUUGUAUUUGUUGGAAUUGCCAGACUCGUUGAUACCGCACAGCUUUUACGACGUGAUCAAGUUGUUGUAUGUCAACUAUCACGAGGAGUCGCAGAGGGCCACUCGUAUCAAUGCUCUUCAAAACGUGUUAUCUGAAAUGCCAAAAUGCAACAUAGCAACCCUCGAUGCGUUGUUGACUCACCUUAAAAGGUUAGUGCAGAUCAUUGGAUCUAAAGACAAGGAGGCAUCAAUACAAUUGCAAACUGCACUCUGCUCAGAGUUUGGAAAAUUGGUAUUGCGUCCAAAGUCAGGCAGCACCCAUUCAGACCUUUUUAAGAGCAGUUUCAACGAUAAGCAUCCUGUAAGCACCAUGCAGGAUUUACUCAAAAACAAGGAAACAAUCUUUAAUGAACUUCGGAGAAACAGCUCAAAAAAGACAAACAGUGCUGCAAAUAGCCCCAAUGUUAGUCGUCAUGGCUCCGCAACUCGAAAGCCUGCAAACAGUCCACCUCUUGCUCCUAGUGCAUCACUAGCAGCGAAAUCCAAAUCUCGAUUAGAGUCCAGAUUGAAAGAUGCUAUAAAGCAUAAAGGAAAAAGUCAUGCGAACGAUCACCUGGGAGAAGUAGUUGAAGAAAAAACAGAGGCGGCAGCAGAGGUUGAAGCAGACGUUUCUUCACAAAGCAAUGAUACCGAAAAUUCCAACCAGUGUGAUCUGGUUGGCAGAUCUGAAUCUAGGUCUCGUUCAGAGACCCCUCCUGCUCCUCCAACACCGACAAAGUCUCCAGCAUCAUUGAAACGCUCCGUCUCGCCAAAGAAGAAGAGAUUGUCGUCGAUGUUAUUAGACGACGUUGCAGGUUGA